AUGUCGACCCUCACCUACAAGGACGCGCUCAACGAGCUCGACGAUCGACGCAUCAAGUCCAUCAAGCCUCUUAUCCCACCUCAGAUCCUCGUCGAGGAAUACCCUCUCUCGCUCGCCGCCGCACAGACCGUAGCUUCCGGUCGCAAGGCCACCGAAGAGAUUGUCAAGCAGGAGGAUGAUCGUCUGCUCGUCGUAGUCGGACCCUGUUCGAUCCAUGAUGUUCGAUCCGGGCUCGAGUACGCACGCAAGUUGGCCGCUUACGCCAAGAGUGCCAAGGAGGAUCUGCACAUCGUGAUGCGCGUGUACUUUGAAAAGCCACGCACAACAGUUGGCUGGAAAGGUCUGAUUAACGAUCCCAACCUCAACGGCUCCUUCCAGAUCAACAAGGGACUUCGUCUCGCGCGAGGCUUCCUGCUCGAAGUCAACAACCUCGGACUCCCCGCCGGAACCGAGUUCCUCGACACCAUCUCGCCGCAGUACACCGCCGACCUCAUCUCCUGGGGAGCCAUCGGUGCACGCACCACCGAGUCCCAAGUUCACCGCGAACUCUCCUCCGGCCUCUCGAUGCCCAUCGGCUUCAAGAACGGCACCGACGGCUCCAUCUCCAUCGCCGUCGACGCCAUCAAAGCCGCCUCGUCCGAACACGUCUUCCUCUCCGUCACCAAACAGGGCAUCUCGGCCAUCGUCGAGACCAACGGCAACGACGCCUGCCACGUCAUCCUGCGCGGCGCCAACACCGGUCCCAACUACUCGCCCGAAGACGUCGCCUCGGUCUCAUCCAAACUCACCUCCUCCUCCCUACCGGCGAGGAUCAUGAUCGACUGCUCGCACGGCAACUCGGAAAAGAAGCACGAGAACCAACUCCGCGUUGUCCAGUCUAUUUCCCAACAACUCUCCUCUGGCUCUCCGGACUCGUGCAACAUCUUCGGCGUCAUGAUCGAGUCGAACCUCGUACAGGGCAAACAGUCCAUCCCCGCCGCUGGGCCUACCGCGCUCAAGUACGGUCAGAGCAUCACAGACGCCUGCAUCGACUGGGACAGCACCGUCCACGCCCUCGACAUCCUCCGCGAGGGCGUGAGGAAUCGAAGGGACAGCACCGAAGCCAAAAAGUUCUUCAAGGCGAGGUUGAGUAGGAGCAGCAGCAGCGAGGGCGUCAACGACCACUUUUUGAGGCAGAACGGCAGCGGCGGGUUCAACGACGAUGCCCUCGCGACGUUGGGUAAGAAGUGA
Pseudozyma hubeiensis SY62 is the source of this 1230-nucleotide messenger RNA. Its product is annotated as phospho-2-dehydro-3-deoxyheptonate aldolase. Gene Ontology annotation, biological process: aromatic amino acid biosynthetic process. Bases 1 to 1230 code for a protein of 409 amino acids. Lineage: Eukaryota; Fungi; Basidiomycota; Ustilaginomycetes; Ustilaginales; Ustilaginaceae. Gene Ontology annotation, cellular component: cytoplasm. The record is from RefSeq and is a predicted model, not a curated record. The transcript has a single exon. Gene Ontology annotation, molecular function: 3-deoxy-7-phosphoheptulonate synthase activity.